This is a messenger RNA of Zasmidium cellare ATCC 36951, 627 nucleotides long. RefSeq lists its product as uncharacterized. The transcript has 2 exons. Gene Ontology annotation, biological process: Golgi to endosome transport; Golgi to plasma membrane protein transport; protein localization to Golgi apparatus. The record is from RefSeq and is a predicted model, not a curated record. Gene Ontology annotation, cellular component: Golgi membrane; trans-Golgi network. NCBI's taxonomy places the organism in Eukaryota, Fungi, Ascomycota, Dothideomycetes, Mycosphaerellales, Mycosphaerellaceae. The coding region runs from base 1 to 627 and encodes 208 amino acids.
AUGGCUCGACGACGCCGCCCGCCGCGGCCUGGAGCCCUGGCAGACCUGGCCCCUUUGCGCAUCCUCACUCAGAUCUUCCUCUUACAGCUAAGCUACUAUGGCACGGCGAUCGUCCUCAUCGUCUUCACGAGCAUUGUCGCUGGAAAGCAUCCGGAUCCUGGCAUGUUCUUCGACUGGCGAAACGUGCGAGGAGAUGUCACCACUGGCUGGACCUUGGGUCUUUGUUGGAUGCUCGAUUCUCUCAUAACUGUAAUACCGAUACUACUCCUAAUCGCCCGAAGCAAACUCGUACCCGACUUCGCCCUUACGAUUCACCUCAUCCACUUGAUCAUCACAUCCCUUUAUACGCGCACGCUACCCAGCAAUAUUUCCUGGUGGAUGCUCCAAAUACUCUCCUCUGUACUCAUGAUAUCGUUGGGAAUGUGGGCAUGUCAGUGGCGGGAGCUGCGGCCUAUGGCAUUUGGUGGAAAGUCGAAACAGCAGGCAGAGCCAGGCACGGUCGCGAAUGGACACCCUCCGGAAGCGGACGAAGGAGCAGGAUUUGAAAUGGGGAGUGGAAGAUCAGGCGGAAGAGAUGGUGCAGGCGCGUACGAGAUGGUCGGCAUGGCGCCCAGAGAGCCAACUUGA